AUGGAAGGUACUCAUUGCACCCUCCAAUUGCAUAAGCCCAUUACGGAACUCUGCUACAUCAGCUUCUAUCUUCCAAAGGGGGAAGUCAGAGGAUUUUCAUACAAGGGCGCUGUAACUCUAGACAGAUCCAGUAAAGGUUUUCAUAACUGCUACCAAGUCAGGGAGGAGUCAGACAUCAUCAGCCUCAGCCAGGAGCCGGACGAACAUCCAGGCGACAUAUUUUUCAAGCAGACUCCCACGAAAGACAUUCUAACUGAGCUGUACAAACUCACAACAGAGAGGGAGAGACUGCUAACCAAUCUCCUGAGCUCAGACCACAUCCUCGGGAUCACGAUGGGGAACCAGGAGGGGAAGAUGCAAGAGCUGUCGGUGAGCCUGGCCCCCGAGGAUGACUGUUUCCAGAGUGCUGGUGACUGGCAGGGAGAGCUCCCUGUGGGCCCUCCCAGUAAGAGGAGCACCCACGGGAACAAAAAGCCUCGGAGGUCUGGUGGAAGGAGAGAGAGCACUGGGGCUCUCCCACAGAAGAGGACCAAAAGAAAAGGGCGUGGAGGCCGAGAAUCAGCUCCUCUGAUGGGCAAGGACCAGAUCUGUUCCAGCCACUCCCUUCCUCUUUCUAGAACAAGGCCUAAUCUUUGGGUACUAGAGGAGAGAGGAAAUCUGCUCCCGAAUGGGGCACUUGCCUCAUCCCUGCAGAGGAGAGAGAGCUGCCCCCCAGACAUUCCCAAGACGCCAGACACAGACCUUAGCCUUGGGAACUUUGAGACGGCUUUCAAGGACACUGAGCUCGGAAGAGAAGUGCUGCCCCCUGACUGCAGCUCCCCAGAGGUAGGAGGGGAUGGCGUUCGGAGGCCGCCGAGCAGCGGGCUGCAGCAUCAGCAAACGGGUUUGUCUGAAAGUCACCAGGACCCUGAGAAGCGUCCAGAGGCAGAAAAGGAUGAGAUGGAGAAGCCUGCUAAGCAGACUUGCAAGCAGAUACCUGUCUCCAAAGUGGUGGCCAAAGUUCAGGACCUGUCCUCGCAGGUACAAAGAGUAGUUAAAACGCAUUCUAAGGGUAAGGCGAGGAUUGCCAUCUGCCCAGCAGCCCACGCUGAGUUUGUACCCAAAGCUGACUUGCUUACCCUCCCGGGAGCUGAGGUCGGGGCUCAUGGUUCCAGGCGGCGGGGCAAGGAGCGGCAAGGGGAUGGGUCAUCGCAGUCGCCAGCCAGGGAAACAGCCACCAUUUCUAGUGCGUCGGCCUGUGCCCAGGGGGCUGUGAACAAGGUCCUCCUGAAGGUGAUAGAGAGCGAGAAGUUAGAUGAAGCCCCUGAGGGGAAAAGACUGGGCUUCCCUGUCCACACGAGCAUCCCUCACACUCGCCCAGAAACCAGAAACAAGAGGAGAGCCGGGUUGUCCCUCAGUGGCCACAAGUCCUUGUUUCUGGAUCUGCCCCACAAAGUAGGUCCUGACUCCUCCCAACCCAGAGGGGAUAAGAAGAAGCCAUGCCCCCCAGCACCGGCAGCUCUCGGCAAGGUGUUUAAUAAUUCAGCCUCGCAGUCCAGCACACACAAACGGACGUCACCUGUUCCCUCGCCUCUGUCUCCAAGGCUCCCCAGCCCUCAGCAGCAUCACAGGAUCCUCCGGCUCCCUGCACUGCCUGGUGAGAGGGAAGCUGCUCUUAAUGACUCUCCUGGUAGAAAGAGCCGUGUCUUCUCUGCUGACACCUUGGAGCCACCAUCCUCUGCAAAGGUCACGGAGACCAAAGGAGCCAGCCCGGCCUUCCUCAGAGCAGGCCAACCUCGGUUGGUGCCCGGGGAACCUUUGGAAAAGAGCUUGGGGCCAGGGAAGACCACAGCUGAGCCUCAGCACCAGUCACCUCCAGGUAUCUCCUCUGAGGGCUUUCCCUGGGAUGGCUUCAAUGAGCAGACACCUAAAGACCUUCCCAGCAGAGAUGGAGGCGCGUGGGUUCUGGGCUACAGAGCGGGACCAGCCUGUCCAUUUUUGCUUCAUGAGGAAAGGGAGAAAUCAAACAGAAGCGAAUUGUACUUGGAUCUCCAUCCUGACCACAGCCCGACUGAGCAGGAUGACAGGACUCCUGGCAGACUUCAAGCUGUCUGGCCACCCCCAAAGACAAAAGACGCAGAAGAAAAAGUGGGACUGAAGUACACUGAAGCAGAAUACCAUGCUGCUAUUUUACACUUGAAGAGGGAACACAAAGAAGAAAUUGAAAACCUGCAGGCCCAGUUUGAACUUCGGGCAUUUCAUAUCCGGGGCGAGCAUGCAGUGAUAACAGCGAGACUAGAAGAAACCAUCGAAAAUCUGAAACACGAGCUAGAACACAGAUGGCGAGGGGGUUGUGAAGAGAGGAGAGAUGUGUGCAUUUCCACCAAUGAUGACUGCCCUCCAAAGACCUUCAGAAAUGUGUGCAUCCAGACAGACAGAGAGACCUUCCUCAAGCCUUGCGAAGGCGAAAGCAAGACAACCAGAAGUAAUCAAUUAGUACCCAAAAAGCUGAAUAUCUCCUCUUUAAGCCAGCUCUCCCCGCCAAAUGACCACAAAGAUACCCAUGCAGCACUCCAGCCAAUGGAAGGCAUGGCAUCAAAUCAGCAGAAGGCAUUGCCUCCGCCUCCCGCACCGCCCUUGCCAACAUCCAUCCUUCCCCCUCCUCUCCUCCCCCUGGGACUUGGAUCUUUGUCUCCAGCACCUCCAGUGCCACCUGUGAGUGCUGGGCCACCGCCACCACCUCCGCCGCCUCCUCCACCACCACCUCUACCUCUAUCUUCAAGUGCUGGACCUCCACCACCCCCACCCCCACCCCCACCCCCACUUCCUAACUCCCCUGCCCCACCCAACCCUGGAGGGCCGCCUCCUGCUCCACCACCGCCAGGACUUGCACCCCCACCUCCCCCUGGACUCUUCUUUGGACUUGGCUCUUCUUCCAGUCAGUGUCCGCGAAAACCAGCCAUUGAACCCAGUUGUCCCAUGAAACCUUUAUACUGGACUAGGAUACAAAUAAGUGAUAGGAGCCAAAAUGCUACACCAACCUUAUGGGACUCCUUAGAAGAACCUGACAUUCGGGACCCUGGUGAAUUUGAGUAUUUAUUCUCCAAAGAUACAACUCAACAAAAGAAAAAACCUCUGUCAGAGAGUUUCGAGAAAAAAAACAAGGUCAAAAAGAUCAUCAAAUUAUUGGAUGGAAAACGAUCUCAAACUGUGGGAAUCUUGAUAUCUAGUUUACAUUUAGAAAUGAAGGAUAUCCAACAGGCCAUUUUCAAUGUGGAUGACUCCGUGGUUGAUCUGGAGACCCUGGCAGCCUUAUAUGAAAACAGAGCCCAAGAGGAUGAGCUGGUUAAAAUAAGAAAGUAUUACGAGACAUCCAAAGAAGAAGAACUGAAGCUGCUGGAUAAACCUGAGCAAUUUUUGCAUGAGUUAGCCCAGAUUCCUAAUUUUGCUGAACGUGCCCAGUGUAUAAUCUUCAGAUCUGUCUUUUCUGAGGGUAUCACCUCCUUGCACAGAAAGGUAGAGAUCAUCACGCGAGCUUCUAAGGGUUUGCUGCACAUGAAGAGUGUGAAGGAUAUUUUAGCUCUCAUUCUGGCUUUUGGAAAUUAUAUGAACGGAGGAAAUAGGACUCGGGGACAAGCCGAUGGAUAUAGCUUAGAAAUUCUGCCCAAACUCAAGGAUGUCAAAAGUCGGGAUAACGGGAUUAAUCUGGUGGAUUACGUUGUUAAGUAUUACCUGCGUUACUAUGAUCAGGAAGCUGGAACAGAAAAGAGUGUUUUCCCCCUGCCGGAACCACAGGAUUUCUUUCUGGCCUCCCAAGUCAAGUUUGAAGACCUCAUAAAAGAUUUGAGAAAACUGAAGAGGCAACUAGAAGCAAGUGAGAAACAGAUGGUGGUGGUGUGCAAGGAGUCCCCAAAGGAGUAUCUCCAGCCUUUCAAGGACAAACUAGAGGAGUUCUUCCAAAAAGCCAGAAAAGAGCAUAACAUGGAAGAAAGUCACUUAGAGAAUGCACAGAAAAGUUUUGAAACAACAGUAGGAUAUUUUGGGAUGAAGCCAAAGUCUGGUGAGAAGGAGAUCACACCCAGCUACGUGUUUAUGGUGUGGUACGAGUUCUGCAGUGACUUCAAGACAAUUUGGAAACGGGAGAGUAAAAACAUAUCUAAAGAAAGAUUGAAAAUGGCUCAGGAAUCAGUCAGCAAGUUGACUUCAGAGAAGAAAGUGGAGACAAAGAAAAUCAAUCCCACUGCUAGCCUGAAAGAAAGACUGCGUCAGAAGGAAGCCAGUGUGACCACCAACUAAGAGGAAGACACUUGGAAAUGAUGGCGCUGGAGGUGGAGGACCGACCUUGCACACAUACUCUUUGUGACCACAGGGUUGCAGGAUGUUCUUGAAAGAUGUGUCACUAAAUGUUUGUUUUGCUCAGCUCUUUCUGAGGUCAUCUGCAGAGAGUGCCCCAUGCCUUCUUUAAGAAGUCCCUCAUUCAGCCAGAGGAACAAUGGAAAACUAUUUUAAGGGAACAUUGCAGAAAUAUUUGAUGACUGUUUCUUGUCGAAGCCCAAAGUCCACUCUGUUGUAAGACCAGAAGAAGUACCACAAUUUUUCCAAAAUUUUUUUAAAAGCUGAGAUUUCCAGCUUUAUAACCAAAGCUUGAUACAUGGCACAUUGUCACAGAGGAGAGAAAGGAUCAUUGAGGACAGUUGCCUUGGGAGAGUUCAAAGUCUUUGUCGUUACACACUGCUGUUUUGAUUAUUGGUCUUAGUUCAUCCUGUUGCAGCAAAAUCCUGCAGCAUCUUUCUCUCCAAUGUUGCAACUCACCGAAACUAUUUUUGAAGAGGUCCAAGAACAUGUAUUUUCCAGACUAGAACAACGAUUUUUUGUUGUUAUGGUUUACGUAAUGAAAAAGAGAAAAAACAGAAUCGUGCCUGGGUGGAGAGAGGGAGACAUAUAGCCAUAAACUUCAUCCUGGAGAACAAGUUACCAUGCAAGGAGUUGACGUCAGUUAUUGAGUGAGGCCCAUUCUUGUUUUUACAUCAGUCCUUAGUGGUUUCUGGGCCAGCAGAGAUUCUGCAUCCCAACUCCCUGGAGAAACUGUAAUACCUGAGCAAGCAUAACCUUGGGGUCAGAGAACCUGCUUGGACAAGAGACCCAGCGGCAGAGCACCUUUCACAUUUUGGACCGUUCAUGAUGGGCAGUGUGUUGACAUGCAGCUGAGUUCUACAUCAUGUCCUGUGACUUUGCAGCUGCAGCCCCCGCCCGACCGUCCCCAGGAGGCAGUUUCCAGACAGGAGAGCAAAUGCAACUCACAGCCCCCGCUCAUGACCUUGGCUGAUAGGCAUGUGAAGUAGGGUGAAGCAGGACUCUUUAAUGUCCAAAAAAAAGGGCAGAAGAAAGGUUCCUUACAUGAAAAUGAAAAGAAGGUAAUUACAUUAAUAGAAAUCUUCAGGUGGAGUAUUAUUCAUAGGCAGCUUUUUCUGACCUUGGCUCUCGAGUCACAUAAGGAAACCACCUUGGACCUCUCUGACACUUUUGUCCUUAAGCCACCUCUCUGAAUUUAUCUCGUGAGGGGUGAAGAAAGAGGUGAGGGAUGAAGAAAGAGGACUGGAGAUGAAUUGAGAAUAUGUUCAAAGACUCAUUUUAGGCCUUGAAGAAAGAGAGGCUGAGUUUUCUCCUCCAGUUGGUGGAGGACAGUCCAGAGAUGAGCAGGAAUCUUAAAUUUCUUCCCAAUCCAGCCAUCACAUGUGGCCUGCCCCUUGCCCCAGCAUCUUUCCAGAACCCUCAGGCAUCUUCCCAGGAUAUGCCUGCCCGCCAGCAGCCCCUCAGGAAUGCUUCUAUAAUAGAUCCAGUAAUGAAAACAGCACCAUAUCCUAAUCUAAUGUCAGCUUCGGGAAUGAAGACUGUGGUCAGGAUCACAUCAAGUCACAGAAGCCAUAUUCAUGCAGGUGCUAACCGCCUCUUCUACUGGUGCAACUGAAAGGAAUAUGGUAACACGGUUGGAUUUUUACAAUUCAAAAUGAAGGAAUGAAACAAGCAAAAUAGAAAAGCUGAGAAGGAACAUGCAUGACUAAAAAGGCUUGAAGUUGCUUGUGAGCAAGAAGCUCUUUAUGCUGCUUUCGUAGUUUCUCUUCGUUUUCACUUAACUCUGAAGACAACCAAAAGAACUGAUCAAUUAAAAACUAAUUCCACUCACAGCCAGCCUAUGCUCCUUCUAGUGUUAUCAUGCACAGGAAAAGUGCCAGUUUUAGCCAUGCCAUAGAAAUCAACUCUGAGUUCUCUGGGGCCAGCAGACGUCUAAGUCCUUGUAGGCUUGAUGGUGAGAGCAGCAGGAGGUUUUCAGUGGAAUCACUGCUGUGCACUUUGGUCUCUAAAUAGGAUGCUCAUGAGAAAUCAGUGAAGGUAAGCAGGGCUGCCACUGUGGCCACGUAACCCUGCCAGGAACCAGUGCUGAAGAAUAAUGAGUGAGAACGCUUAAUUUGAGAGUUAGACCAAGGCAGCCCACUUUGGAUUUCAUCCUAGUGAACAGACUAGAACUUUGCAGUAAAAUACCUAUUUCUACAAAGCAAGGUUUGCCUGCCUCGGUUGGGGAAACCUAGUGGUUUUGUCACACUAGUCAAUGUAUUAUGUUGGUGUUUUAAGACACCAUGGCAGAACCUUUGUUAUUCUCACUUGUUCUGAACCCUGCGUCAUAUAUCUGGGAUACCCCCUCCCAGGUCCACCAAUGUACCACACUGCUGACACAGCCUUCAUUUUUAACUCAAAUUGAUGCUCAGUAAAGGUCAAUGACAGUUUGUUCAAGGAAGUUCA
Rhinopithecus roxellana (golden snub-nosed monkey) is the source of this 6777-nucleotide messenger RNA. RefSeq names its product formin 1 (gene FMN1). The coding region runs from base 1 to 4275 and encodes 1424 amino acids. Gene Ontology annotation, biological process: actin nucleation. Gene Ontology annotation, cellular component: actin filament; endoplasmic reticulum membrane; nucleus. NCBI's taxonomy places the organism in Eukaryota, Metazoa, Chordata, Mammalia, Primates, Cercopithecidae. The transcript has 18 exons. Gene Ontology annotation, molecular function: microtubule binding. The record is from RefSeq and is a predicted model, not a curated record.